Eurypyga helias (sunbittern) is the source of this 1858-nucleotide messenger RNA. RefSeq names its product putative bifunctional UDP-N-acetylglucosamine transferase and deubiquitinase ALG13. The record is from RefSeq and is a predicted model, not a curated record. The transcript has 17 exons. The annotation marks the transcript as partial. Lineage: Eukaryota; Metazoa; Chordata; Aves; Eurypygiformes; Eurypygidae. Gene Ontology annotation, molecular function: cysteine-type deubiquitinase activity. Gene Ontology annotation, biological process: protein deubiquitination.
CUGUUUUCAUCUCAAAUUCAUCACAUAGAAGUUAGGAAAGUUUGCGUCUCGUUUAUGAGGCAACACCAGCAUAAGUUUGAAUCUUAUGUGGAAGGAUCAUUUGAGAAAUACCUUGAACGACUAGGAGAUCCAAAGGAAAGUGCUGGCCAGCUGGAAAUGAGUGCUUUGUCAGAGGUGUACAAGCGAGACUUUAUUCUGUACCGGUACCCUGGAAAGCCAGCUGCUUACGCUACAGACAAUGGCUUUGCAGACAAGAUUUUACUGUGUUGUUCCGGCAAUGGCCAUUAUGACUCUGUGUAUACAAAACAAUUCCAGGAAAAUGCUGCUAUUUGCCAGGCUGUAUUAUAUGAGAUCCUGUACAAAGAUGUGUUUGGCAUGGAUGAGGAAGAACUGAGGUCUGCAGUUGAGGUGUUUCGAAGUGGAUCCAAGAAGAACAGAAGCACUGGCUCUGUAGGAAGUGAGGAUGCAAACUUUGAUUGUCUUCAUGAAAAAGUGUCCAGAAAUCCAUCAGAAAAGAGAGUGGACGACUGGGAUGGAAAUGAUACUGACAAUCCACAGGAAGAUAAGUUCAAACAAGGCAUUGAAGAAGAAAAGCCUCCAGAAAAUCCAUCCAAGAUGCCUGUUCCUUAUAAAGUGCUAAAGGCACUGGACCCAGAGAUCUAUCGGAAUGUGGAGUUUGAUGUUUGGCUGGACAGCAGAAAAAGACUUCAAAAAACUGACUACAUGGUGUUUGCUGGGAGACAGUACUAUUUAGGAGACAAGUGUCAGGUACGUCUGGAGCCUGGAGGUAAGUAUUACAAUGCUCAUAUACAGGAAGUCAGACAGGAUGGCAACACGUUGACUGUAUUCGUUGAGGAGCUGGCAGAAAAGCAUUCAGUUCCUUUAACAAACCUAAAACCAGUGACACAAGUGGCACCUGUCCUUGCUUGGAAUAUGGUUCCCAGCCGAAAAGGAGGAGCCUAUCAGAAAAUAACAAGUGGAUACUUCUCGGGAAUAGAAAUGGAUAUGAAAACAAGGAAGAGAAUGCUUAAGAAAGUUCGUGGAAAGGAAGUCUUUAUGACUGUGGCCUAUAGCAGGGGUCAGCCAGUUCUUCCACCCCGGUUACAGCACAGUGUUCCUUCGGGGCGCUCUUCAGUUCACUGUUCGCAGGGUGAUGGAAACAUGGCACCGUACGAACCCUACCAUCCUCAGAAUCCUCCUCAGAGACAUAACCGUGGAUUUGGAAUGCCAAGGGGAUCUGCCCGAUUUAUAAACAGGCACAACAUGGUUGGCCCUCAAAUAGCAUUCUACCCCAGUCCAGGAAAGCGAUGCUAUCAGAGCUAUGACACUUUCUCCUGCAGGUCCUGCUCCUACAGCCGUAGCCGCCGUCAGAUGCAGGGUGUGAAUAAGGAAUGUCAGUAUGGGUUUGUACCGGGGAAUGGAGAGGAGCCCCAAGGACCAGAAGGCGGCAUAACUUUCUAUGAGAUUGAAGGGGAGAAUGACACUGCUUUUCCUACUUUGCCAAGCCAGGGUAGCACUGCUCCCAUUGUCCAUGGUCCAGCAGGAUUUUGGGUAGCAAGGAGAGGCACAAACUCUGUUCCACCUAACAAGCAGACCCUGAAUUCUUCAGAGGAGGAGGAAGAAAGAAGUGAAAAUGGUGAGUUCUUAAAGGAUUAUUCAGCAGAACCUACGGCAAACUUGGUGAUGGUGAACUCUGCAGCAGUCUCAACCUCAGCAGGUGUUUAUGCUGCUCCAGCUGCAGCCUUCACCUCCUAUUCUGCUGUCUCUACUCCAACCAGUGCCACCACAGCAGUUCCCCCUCAAACAGCUGUCCCGCCAGUCAUAGUCUCUCCCCUGUCUGUAGGGCGGCCAGGGCCAG